Messenger RNA from Crotalus tigris (Tiger rattlesnake), 2857 nucleotides. RefSeq names its product guanylate-binding protein 1-like. The record is from RefSeq and is a predicted model, not a curated record. Gene Ontology annotation, molecular function: GTP binding; GTPase activity. NCBI's taxonomy places the organism in Eukaryota, Metazoa, Chordata, Lepidosauria, Squamata, Viperidae. Bases 676 to 2568 code for a protein of 630 amino acids. The transcript has 11 exons.
GAAUAGCUUGACUCCCUCUUCUUUGGGGCAGCCCCUGAGAUACUGGAAACUAUCAUGUCCCCUCCUCAUCCUUCUCUUCAUUAAACUAGACAUACCCAAUUCCAGCAACAUCUUGAGCGAGUAACCCACGAUGAAGCAACCAAGGCAAACUGCUAGUGCCUCCACUCAGUAAAAACUGACCAUAAAGGUUAUCUAAACCUAAAAAUCGCCGCAUAAGACGCUCAUGUCCGUUACAUUCACACGUGCGGAUGGCACACGCGUUUAUACAAAAAAAAAAAAAAAAAAACCCCAAACCCCCGACGCGUGCAAACCACAGUGAAAAGAUCAGGCUGGGGUGUGUGUGUGUGUCAGCCAAUCCCCCCUCCUCUCUCUGCACCCCUGCCCUCCCCAGCCAGAUCUUAUUCCCCGAAGUUGGCAGGCGGAAAGGUUUUCAGGAUUUGUCCCGCCUGCCCGAGAGGCUGGCCGCCUUUGAUGCCUGCCGCCGCGUCUUGAUAAGAGCUGCGAGUCGGUCGCGGGAGGGCCGCGAAGAGAGCCGGAGGAUCCCCGCCUGAUCUCCUUUGCAAAGACGGUAAAAAGGGGAUCCGGGAAAAAGGGGAGACGCUUUUCCCCACCUUGCCCUCCGGGCUCCGGUCCUUCGCCGCAGCUGCAGAGGCUUUCCUGGACUUGAGAGCCAGGAUGGAGGCUCCGGUGUGCCUGGUUGAGAACAGGAAAAAUCGCCUCCGUCUCUCUUCGGAGGGUCUCCAGUUGCUCUCGGACAUCCAGAAUCCGGUCGUGGUGGUGUCCAUCGUGGGACCCUACCGCACGGGCAAGUCCUACCUGAUGAACAAGCUGGCUGGCAAAAAUUCAGGCUUCUGUUUAGGCUCCACAGUGCAAGCAAAAACUAAAGGAAUCUGGAUGUGGUGUGUUCCCUAUCCAGAUAGGCCUAAGCAAACCCUUGUCCUUCUGGAUACUGAGGGAAUAGGUGAUGUGGAAAAGGGCAGCAAUCAAAACGAUGCCUGGAUCUUCGCUUUGGCCGUGUUGCUGAGCAGCACCCUGGUCUACAACAGUGUGGGGACCAUUGAUCAGGCUGCUCUGGACAAGCUUCAUUUUGUGACGGAGUUGUCUCAAUAUAUCAAGUCAAAGGCUUCCUCCGCUCCUGGAGAUACAGAUGACUCUUCCGAAUUUGUCGGCUUUUUCCCAAUGUUUAUCUGGACAGUGCGAGACUUCUCACUGCAGCUGGAACGGGACGGGCAAUCCAUCACGGAGGACGAAUAUCUCGAACACGCUCUGGAAUUAAAAAUAGGUAACAGUCAGAAGAAGCAGACAUUCAAUAUGCCACGGAAAUACAUCCGACUAUUUUUCCACACCCGGAAAUGCUUCGUCUUUGAUUCCCCUACUAAAAGUCGGAACUUGCGCUAUCUGGAAAAUAUGGUAGAUACUCAGCUGGAGCCUGAAUUUGUGGAACAAGCAAAGAAAUUUUGUCAUUAUGUCUAUGCGACAUCCCAAGAAAAGACUCUUCCAGGCGGACAUGUUGUCACUGGCAACUUAUUGGCAAAGUUGGUUGAGACCUACGUGGAUACUAUCUCUAGUGGGAAUAUUCCCUGCCUGGAGAACACAGUCCUGGCUUUGGCUGAGAUUGAGAACAGGGCAGCCCUGCAGGAAGCUGUUGCUCGCUAUGCGCAACUGAUGGACCAUAGCUUGCAGCUACCCACUGAUAGUCUCCAGGAACUUCUGGACAAACACAAAAUAUGUGAGGAACAGGCUCUCCAGAUGUUCAUGGCUCGUGCUUUCAAGGAUGAUACACGUGAAUUCCAGGUUGAACUCAUGAAAACUCUGGAUAGCAAGAAAGAAGAGUACUGCCAGAAAAAUAAAGAGAAAUCCUCCGAAAUCUGUUCAGCUUUAUUAGCCUCACUGUCUGAGGGCCUGGAGCAGAAUAUCAAGAACGGAAGCUAUUCCCGAGCUGGUGGCCACCAGGAAUUUCUUAAUGACCUCCAGAAACUGGAGAAACAAUUCUUUGAUACACCUAAGAAAGGAAUCAUGGUACAAAAUGAUGAGGCAUGGAAGAUCCUGAAAAAAUUCCUCCGGGGCAAGGAAGACAUCAGCAAAGCCAUCCUUCAAAAUGACAAAGCCCUUCAAAUGAACGAGAAGGAAAUAGCAGAUGAAAAGAUGAAGGCCAAAGCCAAAGAACUAGAAAAGGAGGUUCAGAAGCUGGAAAAAGAAAUGUCAAAACAGAAAUCGGCGGACCACAAACAGAGUCAGGACAUGAACUUUCACAUGCUGAAGAAGAAGAGGCUGGAAGAAAAGAAGCAGAGGCUGGAAGAAUACGAGAAGAUGAUCGAAAGCAAACUCAGGGAGCAGAAGGCUUUAUUGGAAGAGGGUUUUGAGAAGGAGGCGAGCCAGCUGAACGAGGAGAUCGAGGAGCUUAGGAAGAAAAAGGAAGAGGUGGAAAAACCAAGCUGGAUCUCCUCAGCGUUGGAAAACCUGAAAACUGCGAUCCGUGAAAAAUUAUCGAAAAUUCACGAGGAGGUUAUUGAACCGGUUGUAGACCGCUUCAAAACUCUAAUCCAGAAUACAAGUUCAAAGGACUGAUCAAGUGCUUUUACAUCCUGAAAAUGACCUGGCUGCAUUCUUACUAGAGUUGGUGUAGAUACGUUCGGUCCAUUUAAAUUCAUAGUAUGCAAAAUCAUUCUCAAACUUUAAGGACAUAUCUUUAAGAUCUUUGAGAUUUAGCAUUUGAAGGCCUCAGAGGCUUCCUUAGGUGUCACAAGUUGAGGUCAGGCUUUAUGUUAAACUCCUGUUUGUUUGUUUGCUUGUUUGUUUUAAUCCUGAUGUAUUAAAUCAUAUUUGGGGGUGUUAUAGAUGACACCAAGGCUAAAAA